GCCGGUAAAUAAUAAUUAAUAUGGAUCAAAAAGCAAUAUUUACGUAUUGCCAAUCAUUAGGUUGUUGCAAAUUGUGUUGCCUCCGAUAUGCAGGUAUAAAAAAUCGUAAUGCCUAUGAAAAACCUAACGAUUUUUGUAAAAAGUUUGAAAAUGUCAAUGGAACAGAACAGGAUCAAAAUAUGGAUAGUGAGCCAAAAGAGGGUGCUAAUGGCAGAGAACCUGCCCCAGAAAACAGCACAACCCAUAAUAAUAAGUCUAAUGGUAAUGGCGAUGAAGCCUUAAGUGAAAAUUCAAAUGGUAACGGAUGUCCAGCUCCAAAGCGUCGCAAAAUGGAUGUCUGUGCGAGCUGCUUGGGGAUCCUACAAGAACAAACUUGGUCUGAUAGUGUAGAAAUGACUAAAGAAGUAUUAGAAAAAAAAAGAUAUGAAUGCAAAACAUUUGCAUGUGCUCUGUCGGCUCCAAUUGCUACAAUUUUAAGAGAGAAAGCAAUUAUGUUGAGGCUAAUAGAUAAAUACCCUGAAUAUAGUCAACAAAUGCUGAUACCUUUAAAAGAAGCAUGGAAAUGGUCAUUUGGUGUUUAUCUUGAAAGUAAUAUUAACAAAACUUUGGACUCUGGAGCGAUCUCUCCCCUACUGAUCACAGUUAAUAUGGAUUAUAUUGAUGAUCUGCAGGAGUUAGAAAUUCUAAAAACUGUAUCACCAGAGCUAUUUGAAGAAAGAAGUAAGCAGAAAAGACGCUUUGUUACUGAGUUUACUCGGCGUUCAGUAGAACAGGCGCUAGAGAACGCGACGUUACCAACGCUAGUGGCUGCGGGCGGCGCCUUGCCCGUCGCCGACGGCCCCGCCCACACCGCCGGCGUGCAGGCUGCGCACGCGCCCGCGUAUCUCGCCGCUAGAUACGUGAAGUUGAGCCGCAACCUGCCGCAGUCGCCGUGGGUGCUGGAGGGGCGGCGCGUGCUCCCCUCCUCCGUGCAGGAGAUCAUCUUCGCGCCGAUCGCCAAGCUAUACAAGUUCGACGCGGACGCGGCGGAGUCGCGGCUGAAGUUCGUAGCGGCGGGUCGCGAGGACGUCGACGUGCGCUGUCUCGGUGACGGCCGCCCUUUCGCUGUUGAGGUAACGGACCCGACUCGCGAGCUGACUGCUGCGGAGUUGGAGCGAGUGUGUGAGGAGAUAUCCCAGAGCGGAGACGUUGUUGUGACAACAUUCCAGCCUAUUACUAGAGACGAUCUUGUGCAGCUAAAGAAGGGUGAAGAGACAAAAUGCAAAACGUAUGAAGCUCUGUGCAUCAAACUGUCACAUCGUGAUGAUGAAAAUCUUCCGGAGGACGCACCGAUAACGGUGACAGACUCAGAUAUAGAGCGCAUGAACGCGUUCCGCAACACGGCGGCCGGUGACGUCAUCAAGCUCAACAUCCAGCAGAAGACGCCCAUCAGAGUGCUGCACCGCCGCCCGCUGCUCACGCGCACACGACAGAUAUUAGACUUCACUGCGGAAAAAGUCCCAGGUCAGCAGCAGUUAUUCAAGAUCCGUGUACGCACAUCAGCGGGCACGUACGUGAAGGAGUGGGUGCACGGCGAGUACGGGCGCACGCAGCCGUCGCUGGGGGAGGCUAUCGGCGCGCGCGUCGACAUGCUCGCGCUAGACGUCACCGCUGUGCAUCUCGAUUGGCCGCCAAAUAAAUCAUAGAAAGCAAUUUGUUUAUUACUUUUAUGUCAUAAAGUUUUGAUUG
Molecule: messenger RNA, 1728 nt
Organism: Aricia agestis (brown argus)
Lineage: Eukaryota; Metazoa; Arthropoda; Insecta; Lepidoptera; Lycaenidae
Gene: Pus10
Product: tRNA pseudouridine synthase Pus10
Exons: 12
Coding region: 21-1685 (554 amino acids)
Biological process (GO): tRNA pseudouridine synthesis
Molecular function (GO): RNA binding; pseudouridine synthase activity
Source: RefSeq, a predicted model, not a curated record